Messenger RNA from Danaus plexippus (monarch butterfly), 2961 nucleotides. RefSeq lists its product as uncharacterized. Bases 83 to 2881 code for a protein of 932 amino acids. The transcript is spliced from 19 exons. NCBI's taxonomy places the organism in Eukaryota, Metazoa, Arthropoda, Insecta, Lepidoptera, Nymphalidae. The record is from RefSeq and is a predicted model, not a curated record.
AUUGUUUGAUAUGUCACUGAUAGUAUCCAAACGUCAUUACGAUUGUUUUUAUUAAAAUUUAUUAUAUUUUUGGUCACAAAUAAUGUUCGAUUUAAGUGCUAUAAAGAAUGUAUUUCUUAUAGUGUUUGUGAUAAGUAAAACUUAUGCAGUAACAGUUCAAAAAGAUAUCAAUUUAAAAGAAAAUGAAAAUUCUCAUUUGGAAGUGAGAGCUGUUAUGAUCAAGUGUAAAAUACGAGAAACCGCGAGUGAUGGAGCCGAGACCGACAUUAUUAGAUUUCAAAGGGAAGAAUUAUUUAAACAUAAUGCAUUGAGUGAUUGCAAACAAAAACUCACUGUUACCGUUAAAGCGUGUAGUGAACCCGGUCAAGACUCAGGAGAUGAAUAUAUACCUAUCGAGCAUGUUCUUGGAGCUAAUAGAAAACGUAUACGCCUGCUUCAUCCUUACGUAUUAAGGUUACAGAGACAACUGCCCUUCCAAGUUUACAAACUACGAAGAAUAGAUACUGUUACCGGCAUUAUUGGCGUACCUAUAGAUAAAUUGGUGUACAGUAAUAGCAGUAAACGUUUACAACGAGACGCAAAGUCGAUUAAUUUUGACGAAACCUCCACCUCUGGUGUUGAAUUGUUUAAUACUUUCGAUCACGCCAAUAAAAAACCCAGUUUUUCUAUUAGAGUACGAGAGCCUAAGAAUUUUAGUAGAACAAGAGCUAAAUACAAUUUCUCUACUACUACUUGUGGUGAAACGGUUAUUUACCAUCAAAUAAAUGAAUCAUUAGUAAAACGGUUCAAACGUAAAGCAAAGAAUCGUAAGAAAGAAUUUCUAGAUAAAUGGAACGCUAAAGAAAGCAGUAAUGUUAAUAUAGAAAAAGAUAUAAAUUUUGAUGAAGAACAUUUCAAUACAAAUAACUUAAAUGAUGAAGAGAUGAAUCACAAAAAAAUUCAAACAUCAGACAUUAAAAAAUCGUCUUAUUUUGAUUCCUCUGAAACAAUUGAUCAAGAAAAGGAACCUGUGGCUGAGGGAGCUGUAUUAAAAAAUGAACAAUCUGACAAUGUUAAUGGUGGAACAAAAAUGUUUGCUCUUUUCGAAAUAGGCGAUCCCGACUUGUACUACAACGCGCGCGUUCAACUUUUUGAAAAGUUGAGCACACCGGAGGGUAAGACGGUUUGGAACGACUUAACAAUGGACGAAAUCGCACGUGUGAGUUCUCUCCAUCCGGAGUGGUCGGAUCGUGAUAUAAAUGUUAGAUACAAGCCAAUCAACUGGCUUCCGAGAGAAAAAUUUACAUUACCACAUAAAAGACUGUCCCUUGUUGUGCCGCUGAGAAUGGAUAGUGAUAAUCCGAUCUUCGAUAAACACGGAGAUUUUGUUAUUGUGCCUAAUAGCGAUAUUAUAACUGUUAGGGAUGCUAGAUCAUUAAAGAGAAGAGAUAAACCUAAUAACUUAACUGAGACAUCGACACAAGAAAGUACAGUAAAGCUGAAACGUCAGGUCGUCGUGAGGGUUUCGAGGGCAUUGAUGGCAGGAAGUGCAGCGCGUCUUAAAAUUAUUGCUCGUGGUACCGAUCAUUUUUUAAAAUUGCCCCAUACGAGACGUCAUCACGCGCAGAUUGAUAUAGAAGGAAGGGCGGAUAAUAAUGAACUCGUGCUUGUAGGUGCUUUCGGACGUCUCACAACCAUUGUUUCGGACACAACUAGAAAGUCCCGUUCAAUAUUAACAAUUCAAGCCACAAACACGGGAUUAGCUGCUGCGCGUUUUCGAGUCGUAACACGAGAAUGCAAUCCUGAGUUAUCAAACCAAGAUUUGGAGAAAAACGAAAAUACAAUAGGUCCUAUUUUAUUAGCUCCGAGACAUUCGGGAACGUUCCGUCUUAAUAUCCCUAUAGAAAAUGCUAUAGAAAGCGCACACUGUGUGGUGUCUUUGGUCAAUCAAGACGAUGAAUCAGUUGCAAUUCGAAAUGUUAGGAUCAUAAGAGACGAUCGUUGCUUUUGCGUGUGGCAUUGUGAUUGCGUUUGUUUAAGUGAAGAUCCAAAAUUGUUAUGUCGCGAGUUAUCUGAAGCUCAAAUAGCGGCCGCGGGUCUGUCUGUUAAAGACCGUUCUCGUCACGCUCGUUCUGUGUGCUAUCCUGAUAUCAUUACGGUUAACUUAUUUGUGACCUUUGUUGGCGUCCUGUUGGCCUUAUUGCUUUUGGGGCUCGUUAAAGCUGUCCUUGGUUUAAUAUUACCGUGUGUGGGUUCGAACGGCCUUUACCGCCUAUUCCAAAAGCCGCGGAAGUUAGACCACUAUUAUGAGAGCUCCCUUCGAGCUCGAGAAGUUAUUUACGAUGCGGACGGAUGGCCGGUCCAUCCUGACUCUAAACAACGGAACGUAAGACUCGUGAGCCUUCCCAUGGAGUUCAUCUUAAAUCUUAUAUUCUUUAUUAUCCUACCUUGUAUAAUGAUUUGGGAAGCUCUCAGUAAGUUGACGUCACGGCUUAGAGAGAGACACGACACAAUGAACGAUCGUGGACAGAGCGAUGACAUUAAGAAAUGUUUUAGCACUCAAGAUGUCCAGAGCGGGAGGCAUCGUCUGCGCCGCCGUCGUGACAUGCUGCAACGGUGGAUGACGCCACACGCGGAACAACUCUCCACUGACAUUUGGAAGGACGAGUUGACGCCCCCGGGAUCUACUCCGAGUGACUCCCCUCUCCUUAUCGGGAAAAAUUGCUGUUCCACAAACAAAGAACCGGCGAUUUCUUCGGAUUCUGACCAAGAAGAUACUGAAUAUGUUUUGAUGCAAAUGCAAAAGAGUAGGGAGUCCCUUGCGAGAUGUCAACAAAGUCAUCCAGAGGGACAAACUACAUUCAAGUGGAAUAAAAAUAUUGGAUACGGUAAUAAAAAGUGACCAAAAUAGAAAUAUUAAAAGAUAAACUGUAUUUAUAUCUAGAUGAUUAGAAAAUAUUCAAUAAAGCCUCCCUUGACAUA